Messenger RNA from Limulus polyphemus (Atlantic horseshoe crab), 4044 nucleotides. Its product is annotated as solute carrier family 25 member 44-like. The transcript has 4 exons. Lineage: Eukaryota; Metazoa; Arthropoda; Merostomata; Xiphosura; Limulidae. Gene Ontology annotation, molecular function: branched-chain amino acid transmembrane transporter activity. Bases 581 to 1561 code for a protein of 326 amino acids. The record is from RefSeq and is a predicted model, not a curated record. Gene Ontology annotation, biological process: branched-chain amino acid catabolic process. Gene Ontology annotation, cellular component: mitochondrion.
AGUCUAUGGCAAUUUCCAAAUCCAAGUAUGUGUAGAUACGUGACACUAAUAGUAAUACCGAGUACUACUAGUACUAGGAUUAACGUAGUUUUAUCAGAUGUAUGACAACCUUAUUUUUAUUAGCACAAAAAUAGGUUAAGCUUAGAAAGAACAUAAAGUUUUAUCUUACCGUAUGCCUAAUUGUGGAACUGAAAAUUAAGUUUAUGUUUAAACCUAAUGCCACAAUUAGUAUAAUAUAAAGGAAUAAGUGAGUUAAAUUCAGGUUAUAUUUUAACCUGAAUCUUAAUGCUAAAGACAGAAGCCCGUGGAGAAAGAGCUGCCAAAUUAACUGACUAAUUACUAAAUUAUAAUAAUGUUGAAAACGUACACCAUAGACUCGUACUCGUAGUAUCGCUGUAGGACGACCGGUAUGAUCUAAAAAAUUGUACAUUGUAAAUAAAGUUUAAAGUGAUUAAUAUUUCGGAGACAUACUGGGAACGAUGUCUGACGAAGGAAAAAAUAACUUUCAACUACUGUUAAGCUGGAAAAUUAAGAGUGUUCUUCGAUCUUGAGAUUAAAGAUUUAUAAAAUUAUUUUUAAUAUGGCUCUUAAACAAUACAAAAUGGAACCUUCACGCAUUUUGACUAUUGAAUGGCAUAUGAUGGAUAAAAGUCGAUUCUUCUCUUUCAAUCUUGUCAAUUCAUUUUUCCUUCGUGCCACUUUGUAUCCAUUUACUGUCAUUAAAACACGUCUUCAGAUUCAGAAACAUCAUGCCAUGUACAGAGGAACGUAUGAUGCAUUUAAGAAAAUACUUUGUUAUGAAGGUUUUCAUGGGUUGUAUAAAGGGUUCUGGAUCAACACCAUCCAAAUAGUUUCUGGUGUAGGCUAUAUUACAACGUAUGAAAAGGUGCGCCAUCUUCUGACAGAAUAUGCUAAUAUUGAUGAUAAACGACUAAAAGGACUGAUUGGUGGAGGUUGUGGUUCAUUAGUUGGACAGACAAUCAUCACUCCUUUCGACGUGGUGUCUCAACAUAUGAUGAUGUUAGGACAGAGAAGUAACAAUGUUAUCAAGCUCACGGAAACUUCACACACAUUCAGUAUCAACUUAAAUCACAAGCAUAAGGAAUCUGUGGCUUUCUCAAUUAUAAAAGAACUGUAUAGAAGAGAUGGAAUGAAAGGUUUUUAUCGUGGCUAUUUUGCUUCUGUUUGUACAUAUGUUCCUGCUAGUGCCCUCUGGUGGAUGUUUUAUCCUUUAUACUCAGAGUGGCUAGCAUCCUAUUUACCUACAUCAACUUCCCAUGUACUAAUUCACUGCAUGGCAGGACCAAUAAGUGGGAUUAGUGUCUGUAUCAUUACCAAUCCUCUGGAUAUUGUGAGGGCUAGAAUACAGGUUCAGCGAAUGGACUCUUUUCUGGGAACUUCCAGUUUAUUGUGGAAGGAGGAAAGACUUGGAAUAUUCACCAAGGGUCUCUCUGCACGAUUGGUACAGAGUAGUAUCUUCUCAUUUCUUGUGGUGUUAGGCUAUGAGACGUUGAAACGGUGGAGUGUGCAUGACCAAUAUAAAGACCAAAUACAGUGGUGAUAUUAGUGGUACUAGUUCUUUUGGUUUUAUAUGGAUGCAUUCCAUAAAGACUAAUUUAUCAUUUAAAAUAAUGUAUGCAUGUAGACUGUAACAUGUUUAUUAUACUGUUACAAUGUAAAUUCUUUAAAUGUUAUUAUACGUAUCAAUAAACUAAUUAGUGUCUGUAAAGAAUUUACAUUAAUGUAAUCUAAACAGGGUUGGCAGGUCAGUCAACUGAUCAGUCAAAAACUGGUCAAAUAAUCUAAAACCUGUAUUAAAUACUGUAAGCAUCACCAUAUUAGUCGAGAUUUGGUUAUUAUUUUUGGAAGGGUGCCCCACCAUACACACACACACACACACACACACACACACACACACACACACACACACACACACACACACACACACACACACUGCUUAUAGGCAAGUUUUUGAUUCAUACCCUAACUAACAGACUUCAGUGUUCAAUCCAAAAAAACAAAAAACAAAUUGUAUUUAUUGUGUCAUAGCCUAAUACUUCCUACCUAGUAUUUUGUAAAUAACAUAUAUAUGUUAAUGUAAUGUAAUGCAUGGGUUUAAUAGGUCACUACUCUUCACCUGUUGAAACCUUUAUAAGUGAGUCAUAUGAUACUAUGCUGUAUCAGUGGCGUAGUUACAACCUUGAUAACAUUGUCCACUACAAAGUUGCACCAGGAUAUCCCAUUCUUGGAGUUGUUUAAUUAUGAGAUUCUAUAUGUUUUCUGCAGUCGUUGAUUGUACUUCCACACAAAAGCCUUCUCUGCUUGGCAGUCCUUGUUCACAAAGUGCAUUGAAAUUGAAAACUCUUCCAAACAAGAAAGAUCUUUUGUUUCAUCUGCUAUCGAAACAUAGUACUUUGCUCCCAUCACUUUCAUCAAAAUUGAGUCAUGAACUUGGUUCGAUAUAUAUUUUAUCAAGUCACUCUGUAUUUCUGGGCUCAUAUAAAACCUCUUCAUGUUUUAUGCCGACACAUGGUUUGCAAGGACAGCAUCACAUCACUCCAGUAGUUUAUACAAUUCCAAAACAUUGCCCUAAUUCGCAAAGGAGUUUCCCAAGCAGCUAUGUUCUCUGUGUCCAUGGAAGGCUAGAUUCUGUUGUGAAAAGAACAAUAUUAUGUCAAUGAUGCAUUUUAACAGUUUUCAACAGUUUGUAAAUGAGCACUGAGGUGCACCCGGUCAAUUGCACAUCCACUAACAAUACUCUGUUGUGUGAAAUGUUUAGUAUUUGUUUCCAAUGUUUUAUGCUCUUUAAUUUGUUGGGUGCCUUUCUUCUAGUUACAGAAACUCUUUGUCACAUCAAUUAUCAUAGAAAUUAUCAAUGAAUUUUGAAUAUGCCAUUAUGACUAUAUAGUAUACUUUAUAUAAUACCUCAAAUGGAUUAGUUGGUGCUCCAGGAACCUUGUACCGAACAGACUGGUUAACUUUCACUGUAUCUUUAUGACAAAUUAGGCUAUGUUUUUGUGUAUAAUCACUGUCGACAACUUUCCCAAAUAUCAGACAUUCAAGCUUCUGAUGUUUAGGUUUUGGGGGCAUGUUGAGCAGCUAGAACAGAUUUUUCCAUAUAACAACACAAUAGGAUUUUGUUACACCAGAUCUUUAACUUCAGUCUUGAAACAAUGUUCUAGAUCUAUAUUAUAAUGUAUGCAACUUGCAAGUAAACACAUGAUACUCAAGUACACGAAGCACGUGACAUCUGGAACAAAUUAUACUGCACGAGAUUGAAGCUAUAAGUGUAUGUCAUUAAUAGUAAGUCCUGUUAUGACUUCGGGGAUGAGGGGUGCAUUUGUCAAAUGUUUUGCUAAGUGUGCACUUUGGAUGGACUAGUUCAGGAAUGUGCAUAUAGCUUUUGUAUUGUAAUAAUAAUAUAAUGUUAAUAUGAGAUUUGUUAUUAAAAAAUUGAAGGGAAAGUAAUGCAUGCUUAAAUCAUUUAAUAUUUCGUGUUAUAUAAAUUUUCAGAUGCCAAAACUUACGAUUAAUCAGUAUAAUUCUGACCAGGGAGACAAUGCCCCCCACCCCUUCCUGUAUCUACGCCACUGUGGUGCUGUAUUAUAAUAUCUCCCAAUUUUAUGCAGUUAGCAACUAUGAUUUUUUUUUACAAUGUAACUUCAUAAUAUUGACAUGUUAUUAAAGAAAUAAUUGUUUGGUAUAAUUACCAAUAAUUUAAUUUAUAUGUAGUACACAAUGUCAAAAGGGUGGUGCUGAUGCAGCACUAACUUCGUUGUUGUCAUAAAGCUGGAGAGGAACCCCAAAUUGUUUUUUGGUGUGGUUUUGUUCAUCUAACUUGCAUUAUUUUGAUUCGGUUAAUGCAACUAAGAAGAAAAAAUAAGUCAUAUGCCCAAUCUUGAACGUACGUAUAUUUUGUAGACCAAGUAUAAAAUGAAUAACUGUACUAAUACAAACAUUCUGAGGUUUAAAGUUUGUAUUAUUAAAAAUCAUAAUUGUUUUUAUAGUUUUUUUCUCUUAUUAUUUUAUUUAACGUUCAUAGCU